AUGAAGGUCAUCGCCCUCCUCACCCUCCUCGCCCACACCGGCCUCGGUAUGCAGAUUAACUACUACACCGACGGUGGCUGCUCCCAGUUUACAGUCUCACCCCCGAACGUGCCUGCCGACGGUUCCUGCUACAACUACAGCUGGUCCUCUAUGAACAGCGCCAACAUCGCCAACUGCAACUAUCCCAGCUGCACUUGCGUUUUCUACGAGGGAAGCAACUGCCAGGGUGUCAUGAAGUUCGCCAGCACCCAGGCCAGCAACUGCGCCUCCAACUGGGGCCGGGGUUUCAAAUCAUUCGCCUGCCUCGGCCGCAACGCGUGA
This is a messenger RNA of Colletotrichum truncatum, 321 nucleotides long. RefSeq lists its product as uncharacterized. The record is from RefSeq and is a predicted model, not a curated record. Lineage: Eukaryota; Fungi; Ascomycota; Sordariomycetes; Glomerellales; Glomerellaceae.